Messenger RNA from Kogia breviceps (pygmy sperm whale), 867 nucleotides. RefSeq names its product RAB31, member RAS oncogene family (gene RAB31). Gene Ontology annotation, molecular function: GTPase activity; GTP binding. Gene Ontology annotation, biological process: vesicle-mediated transport. The record is from RefSeq and is a predicted model, not a curated record. NCBI's taxonomy places the organism in Eukaryota, Metazoa, Chordata, Mammalia, Artiodactyla, Physeteridae.
AAAUAGCAGCGGCUGCGGAUCCGCCCGCGGACUGAACGAGGGGAAGGCGGGGACCGCAGGACGCCAGCUGGCGGGGCGCGGCGCGGCUCCGGAGGAUGCUGAGCCCCUGUCCGGCCCGGCCCCGAGCUCAUGAUGGCCAUCCGGGAGCUCAAAGUCUGUCUCCUCGGGGACACCGGUGUCGGGAAAUCGAGCAUCGUGUGUCGCUUUGUCCAGGAUCACUUUGACCACAACAUCAGCCCAACCAUUGGGGCAUCUUUUAUGACCAAAACAGUGCCUUGUGGAAAUGAACUUCAUAAGUUCCUCAUCUGGGACACUGCUGGUCAGGAACGGUUUCAUUCACUGGCUCCCAUGUACUAUCGUGGAUCCGCAGCAGCUGUCAUAGUGUAUGAUAUUACCAAACAGGAUUCAUUUCAUACCUUGAAGAAAUGGGUGAAAGAACUGAAAGAACAUGGUCCAGAAAACAUUGUGAUGGCUAUCGCUGGAAACAAGUGCGACCUCUCAGAUAUUAGGGAGGUGCCCUUGAAGGAUGCUAAGGAGUACGCAGAGUCCAUUGGUGCUGUUGUGGUUGAGACCAGUGCAAAGAAUGCAAUUAAUAUCGAAGAGCUCUUUCAAGGAAUCAGUCGCCAGAUCCCACCGUUGGACCCCCAUGAAAACGGAAACAACGGAACAAUCAAACUGAAGCCAACCUCUCAGGCCGGCCGGCGGUGCUGCUGACCUGGGGCUGGGGUCCCCUGUGCUUGAAGAGGCCGGAGCUCCCCUCCCCGUGCGCUGCUGCGGGGGCCUACCACCCUUGGUGGCCUGGCCCCUGGCUCAGAGGGAGGUGAGACCUGCAGGGAACGGGGCAGGGAAUGUCCCUGGAAAAGGAUU